This is a messenger RNA of Notodromas monacha, 2299 nucleotides long. Lineage: Eukaryota; Metazoa; Arthropoda; Ostracoda; Podocopida; Cyprididae. The record is from the annotation of a GenBank genome assembly.
CAAGGUGUCUACUUGGAAGUUCAUUUUCCUCGUGACGAGUUCGCCAUUCAGUGUAUGAUGCAUCCUGCGACGUAUUUGAACAAGGUUUUGUUCGCAUCAACGCAGGGAGCUUUUCAGCUUUGGAAUUUGAGAACCGGGAAAAUGGUUCAUGCAUUCAAAGGAUGGAAUUCGUGCAUUAAUGUUGUGGAACAGGCACCUGCUGUCGAUGUUGUUGCAUUUGGACUGAAAGAUGGACGAAUAAUCCUGCACAACAUCAAACUGGACGAAACGAUCAUGACCUUCACGCAGGAGACCUUAACUGCAUCUUUCGGGGUUUCGGGUGCUGAAGUGACAGCAUUGUCUUUCAGAACAGAUGGAAAGGCUGCCAUCAUGGCCUCUGGCUCUCCAGAUGGACACAUUGCAUUAUGGGACUUGGAGGAGAGGAAGCUUCAAAGUGAGAUUCGAUUUGCUCAUGAUGGGCCUGUAGUCGGGUUGGAAUUUCAACAAGGCGAGCCUUUGCUGUUGAGCAAUAGUUCCGAUAACACACUCAAACAAUGGAUUUUCGAUAUGGGAGCGGAUGGAGGUCGUCAACUCCGUGUUCGAGAAGGCCACAGUGAGCCGCCCUGUCGAGUGUUUUUCUAUGGUGAAAACGGAGAAGAAAUUCUGACAGCUGGACGGGAUUCCAGCGUUCGUGUGUUUGCGACUUUUAAAGCAGACGGCACAUUUAAGAAUUUGGGUAAAGCCGUUUAUAAUAAGAAAUCAUACAAGAAAGUGAAGAGGAAGGAUAGACAAGGAGACGCCGGCGAGGGAUCUGAUAAAGCCAAUGAUUACAUGCGCAAAAUCAUGCCUCCGAUCGCUCAGAUGGCUGGUGUAAUGACGAGAACAAAGGAAUGGGCCGAUAUCGUUGCUUGUCACGAAAAUUGUCCACUUGUCACGACCUGGUCGUAUUACAAAACGAGAAUGGGAGAUCUGAAACUCUUGCAUGAUCGUUUCAAACAUGAUCCGAAGUUGAAGAAGAUUGCAGCCACCACUCGUUCCUCCAACUCGGAAGAAAGUCGAAUUUUUUGUUGGUCUCUUGGAAUUUCAAUGAGAGGUUCUGAUUGCAAUGUAAAGUUCUGGCGAUUCAAAACGUGUCAGUACGGGGUGUCUGCGGUGAUGCCCGCGCCGGUUUCUUUCAUGCGAGUUCAUAGGGACAGCGGAUUAUUGGGGAUUGCGUUGGACGACUUCUCUGUCCGGGUGGUCGACUUGGACGACAGAAAUCCGAAAACGAUAGGGCGGCCCGUGAGGCGGCUGGAAGGGCGGCAUUCCGCGGUCAUCACGGAUAUGACUUUUUCUCCGGACGCCAGAUGGUUAUUGACUGCCAGUGCGGAUUCCACUGUGCUGGUCUGGGACCUUGUCACAGGACUGGCCAUGGAUUGGUUCAAAGUACCCCAUAUUUGCACGUCGAUGUCGUUCUCGCCCUCGGGGGAAUUCCUGGCCACCAGUCACUCGGGCUGUCUCGGUGUUUACCUCUGGGUGAACAAGACCAUAUAUGUGCCUUCUUCUGGCGCGAGGAGUUUGCCAGUCGACUACAAGCCUCGCAUGCUUCCCUUGCCUGGUGCGACGAUUGAAAAAACAGGAGAAGGAGAAACCGAAGAAGAGGAAGAAGAAAUUGAAAAAACGGAAGUUUUUGUGUCUCCCGAGCAGAUUUCGAAUGAUUUGGUCACUUUGGCUCUUUUACCUGAAUCAAAAUGGGCAAAUCUGCUGAACCUCGAUGUCAUAAAGGCGAGGAACAAACCGAAAGAACCUCCGAAAGUACCGAAAUCAGCACCUUUUUUCCUCCCAACCGUCGCUGGUUUGACUCCGCAAUUUGAUCUCAGUGCAGAGAAGGAGCACGAAGAAGGCGGAGAUGCUGAAAGGAGUCGUUUAUUGAGAAUGACCGAAGCUAGACACUUGUCCGAAUUUGCCAAACUCGUUCACCGAAAAUUGAUGGAGGUGAUGAAGCAGUAUGGACCAAGCAAGAUCGACGUCGAAGUGCGGUCAUUGGCGCCUGCGAAUGGCGGCGAUGUAGAACUGAUGAUGAACUUCCUGAAGUCAAUUUUUCUCUCGUUUGAGGAAUGCAAAAAUUUUGAAGCUGCUCAAGCGUACUUGGGAAUCUUCUUGAAGAUACAUUGGGACGAGAUUCCUGAGCAUUCGGAAGUGGCUGACUUCCUGCCAGAACUUUUGGAAAAACAACGAUGGUCCUGGAAGAAACUUAGUUGUAAGAUCACGGAUGCGUUGUGUCUGGCAAAUUUUUUGGACAAUGUGGUUUUGUGAUAAUAUAAGACCAGUUGCCCUGGAA